Leishmania mexicana MHOM/GT/2001/U1103 is the source of this 459-nucleotide messenger RNA. RefSeq lists its product as hypothetical. The coding region runs from base 1 to 459 and encodes 152 amino acids. Gene Ontology annotation, cellular component: DSIF complex; nucleus. Gene Ontology annotation, biological process: regulation of transcription elongation by RNA polymerase II; chromatin organization; mRNA processing. Gene Ontology annotation, molecular function: zinc ion binding; RNA polymerase II complex binding. The transcript has a single exon. Lineage: Eukaryota; Euglenozoa; Kinetoplastea; Trypanosomatida; Trypanosomatidae. The record is from RefSeq and is a predicted model, not a curated record.
AUGCAGACAUCGCAGUCCCUUCACACAGCGCCAGCGGAGGCAGAGGUGGAGGCCCCGCCGCAGCUGCCACUGUCGGAUGGGCGCUGCUACGCCUGCCGCCGGUGCCGUCGCAUCUUGUCAGAGGUGCAGUGGUACGCGACGGGUUGCGUGGAGUGCAGCGCAACGAUGGGCGUCCCGGACCGCGACAGUCUCCUCGACUUUGCAACCCCACACUUUCACAACUUUAUCGGCCUGAUUGCGCCAGGGCAGUCGUGGGUCGCGCGUCUAAUCAUGAAGAGCCGCGAGGCGACGAACGGCAUCUUCGCCGAGACGCUGUCUGACGAUGAGGUGGAGGACGAGGAGGAUGAGAUGGAGCCCUACGUGAGGGGCGCGGACGAGGAGGAAGGGGCAGCCUUGCUGGAUAGAGAGGGCGGCACUGCCGAGCCCGUGAACGAGCUCGCUGCAGAGGCUCCAGAGUAA